AUCAGCGGCAGGUUGGAUUAUAAAGGCGCGAGCGGAGUCACGGGCUCAGAGCGCACCCAGCCGGCGCCGCGCAGCACUGGGAGCCUGCUCGCCCUGCAGCCCCAGCCAGCUUGCUCCGCACCAGCCUGCUGGUCUGCCCGCCGACCCGCGCGCCGUCGCUGCCGCCCGUCUGCGCCCCUAGACCCCAGCGGCACCAUGCAUCUCUCCCAGCUGCUGGCCUGCGCCCUGCUGCUCACGCUGCUCUCACUCCGGCCCUCCGAAGCCAAGCCCGGGGCGCCGCCGAAGGUCCCGCGAACCCCGCCGGGAGAGGAGCUGGCCGAGCCGCAGGCUGCGGGCGGCGGUCAGAAGAAGGGCGACAAGGCUCCCGGGGGCGGGGGUGCCAACCUCAAGGGCGACCGAUCGCGACUGCUCCGGGACCUGCGCGUGGACACCAAGUCGCGGGCAGCGUGGGCCCGCCUUCUGCACGAGCACCCCAACGCGCGCAAAUACAAAGGAGCCAACAAGAAGGGCUUGUCCAAGGGCUGCUUCGGCCUCAAGCUGGACCGAAUCGGCUCCAUGAGCGGCCUGGGAUGUUAGUGCGGCGCCCCCUGGCGGCGGAUUGGGAACUGGCUCCGUUGUGCUGAGGUCACCUUUGGUCAUCAGCUCCAGCAUCUGGAAACACCUCCAACGCAAUGUGGCUUUUACAUUUCUUUCUUUCUUUCUUUCUUUUUUUCCUGGUACUGGGAAUACACAACACCAGCUGUUUUAUUAUUAUUUGGGGAGGGGGUUGUGAUUUUAUUAUUUGUUUUUUUUAAUGAAAAAUAAAAAGUUAUAUAUUAUAUAUAUAUUAUAUACAUGAAACACACACACCUACACCGACUUGAUGACAAGGGACAGUUUUUAAGAGACUGACAGAACCAGCUGUAAAACAUUGCUGUUUGUAAAUUCAUGUCAUGCAUAAAUGUAUUUAUGUUGUAAAGCUAUUUAUAUUGUUUAUAAAGAGAUAUUUAUAAAAAUUUUAUUUAUGUAACUAAAUGAAAGAAGUCAAUCGUUGUAAUGUUUUUGUCCUAACUAGUUGAAAACAUGUAAAAAAAAAAAAAAAAGUCAUUCCAUGAAUAUCUUGAAAACUGUCUUUAUUUACUUGUUGCCUUUAUUUUUUAGGACUUAGGCUGAGACAGAGGGAGAAUGCGAAGAGAAGGCGUUUGCCUCCAGAUAGAUGUGACAGCCAGAUAUUCAAUUCUGGAUUUCUCUGUGUCAGAAUCCCCUGGAGGCCUUGCUAAAAAUACAGAUUCCUGCUCCCUCCACCCUCUGAUCUACCGAAUCUGACAGGACUAGCUGUGUAAGUUUUGUCCAAGUGAUUCUGACCAGUUCAGCCAGGUCAGGAAGCUCUGCUCAAACACCUGACUGCUAGGAAGUCAGAUGUUAUGAAUUAAAUUAAUAACGGCUGGGUGCGAGGGCUCACACCUAUAAUCCCAGCACUUUGGGAGGC
This is a messenger RNA of Chlorocebus sabaeus (green monkey), 1468 nucleotides long. It is a transcript of the gene NPPC, whose product is annotated as natriuretic peptide C. Gene Ontology annotation, cellular component: extracellular region. NCBI's taxonomy places the organism in Eukaryota, Metazoa, Chordata, Mammalia, Primates, Cercopithecidae. Gene Ontology annotation, molecular function: hormone activity. The record is from RefSeq and is a predicted model, not a curated record. Gene Ontology annotation, biological process: cGMP biosynthetic process; receptor guanylyl cyclase signaling pathway.